Molecule: messenger RNA, 2341 nt
Organism: Tachyglossus aculeatus (Australian echidna)
Lineage: Eukaryota; Metazoa; Chordata; Mammalia; Monotremata; Tachyglossidae
Gene: FRMD3
Product: FERM domain containing 3
Exons: 14
Coding region: 84-1904 (606 amino acids)
Cellular component (GO): cytoskeleton
Molecular function (GO): cytoskeletal protein binding
Source: RefSeq, a predicted model, not a curated record
GUCUGUCCGUGUGUGCCUGUGUGCUUGUGUGUGUAUUCGCGCGCGUGCGUCCCGGGCUUCUCCGCUCCCCGGGGCUGCGGUGCAUGUUCGCCUCCUGCCAGUGCGUGCGGAGAGGCAGGAGGGCUAUGAAAAUGAUCCGCUUUCGGAGCUCCAGCAUCAGAUCGCUCAGUCAGGAGAUGAAAUGCACCAUCCGGCUGCUGGACGACUCCGAGAUCUCCUGCCUCAUCCAGAAGGAGACCAAAGGGCAGUUUCUCAUAGAUCACAUCUGCAACUAUUACAGCCUGUUGGAAAAAGACUAUUUUGGCAUUCGCUUUGUUGACCCAGAGAAGCAGCGGCACUGGCUCGACCCUAACAAGUCAAUCUCCAAGCAAAUGAAAUCUCACCCACCUUAUACCAUGUGCUUUAGAGUGAAAUUCUACCCACACGAACCCUUGAAGAUUAAAGAAGAGCUCACCAGGUAUCUUUUGUAUCUGCAGAUUAAGAGAGAUAUUUUCCACGGCCGCCUGCUCUGCUCUUUCUCUGAUGCCGCCUAUCUGGGUGCCUGCAUUGUACAAGCUGAAUUUGGAGACUAUGAUCCUGAUGAACAUCCAGAAAAUUACAUCAGUGAAUUUGAGAUUUUUCCUAAGCAGUCUCAAAAGCUGGAAAGAAAAAUAGUGGAAAUCCAUAAAAAUGAUCUCAGAGGUCAGAACCCAGCGGUGGCUGAAUUUAAUUUACUACUGAAAGCACAUACUUUGGAAACAUAUGGCGUGGAUCCCCACCCCUGUAAGGAUUCAACAGGAACUACAACAUUUUUAGGAUUUACCGCUACAGGCUUUGUGGUAUUCCAGGGAAAUAAAAGGAUGCACUUGUUAAAAUGGUCUGAUGUCUGCAAAUUGAAGUUUGAAGGGAAGACAUUUUAUGUGAUUGGCACACAGAAGGAGGUUGGAUAUCAUCUUUCCUACCACUGUAAAAAGGCCAUGUUGGCUUUCCAUACUUCAACACCAGCUGCCUGCAAACAUCUCUGGAAGUGUGGAGUGGAGAAUCAGGCCUUUUACAAGUGUGUAAAAUCCAGCCAGAUCAAGACGAUGUCGAGCAGCAAAGUCUUUUUUAAAGGCAGUAGAUUUCGCUAUAGUGGUAAAGUUGCCAAAGAAGUGGUGGAGGCAAGCUCCAAAAUCCAGAGGGACCCUCCCGAGGUGCACAGGGCCAGCAUCACCCAGAGUCGGAGCUCGUACUCCUUGAACAAACAGCUCAUCAUUAACAUGGAGCCACUGCAGCCUCUCCUGCCUUGUCCCAGUGAACAGGAAGAGGAAGUGUCCUUGGAGGAGGGUGCCCCCUUGCUGAAGGAGGGUGACAGUCUAGGGCCCAUAAUAUCCAGCUCACCCACCAAGGACCAUGGCAUGUACGAGGACCUCUCAAGAGAUGAGGACUCGAGGAUCAAAGAGGAACCUCUCACCAUCUCGGAACUGGUGUACAAUCCAAGCGCCAGCCUCCUCCCCACCCCGGUAGAUGAUGAUGAGAUCGACAUGCUCUUUGACUGCUCCUCCAGGCUGGAGGUUGAGAGAGAUGAUACUGAUUCCUUCGAGGAACUGGAAGCCGACGAAAAUGCCUUUCUGAUCGCUGAGGAGGAAGAGCUGAAGGAGGCCCGGAGAGCCUUGACCUGGAGUUAUGACAUUCUGGUGGGCAACAUCCAGGUGAACGAGUUUGUCAGGAGUUUCUCCAGGCUCUUGGUGGUGAGCUUGGGGCUCCUGCUCUUCGUGUUCCCACUCCUCCUCCUCCUGCUCGAGUCGGGCAUCGAUCUGUCUUUCCUGUGUGAGAUCCGCCAGACCCCAGAGUUUGAGCAGUUUCACUAUGAAUACUACUGUCCCCUUAAGGAGUGGGUAGCUGGUAAAAUCAGCUUCAUCCUCUACCUGCUGGGCUGCUCAUAGAUGAUUUGAAAGCAUUCACUAAGGGCUCUAUUCAAUACUAGCGAUUUUUUUUUCCAGCAAAUGGCUCACUCUCAUACCACUGAGGGGGCCAUCCACAGGUAGUCCUAUUAGUUUCUGACUGUUCAGACCCCUCAAGUUCACUUUUCACUAUUCGAGCCAUUUAAGUCAAACAUAUUUAUUUUAGUUACCGGCCCCCAAAGUGGCCUUGAAAUAACCCCCAAAAUGGUUUAUUUUUAUCACAUCGUAGACUUACUGCUUAUUGACCGUAACCUUUACAUAGGGCAGAGUCUGUUUCCUUUGUUUCGAUCAUUUCUCGCAUCACCUGCCAGGACAUUCUGCCCCUGAAUUUUAGUAAAACCUGAGGGAAAUGUUUUUGAAUAUAAUCCUUAGUACAACAACAAUCUCUUCUAACCAAUGCCUAUACAAAUCAAGUUUAU